UCCGAUGUGAGCAGCUGCGGGCGAGGAGGCUGAGACCAGGGCCGGAGUGAUGCCUGCGCGCAGCCGCCACCGCCCCCGCCUCCACUCCGGCUCCCCUCCCCUGACUCCGCCCCCGCAGCCUGAGGAGCUGCACUCCCGCGAGGCCCGGAGGGCCCGGGGCUCCGACGGCGGGUCGGACGCCGACUCGGAGGUGGGUCCCGGGAGUCCGACUUGGACGGCGGAGGCAGUGGAGGAGGAAAUGGCAGGUCCUAAUCAGCUCUGCAUUCGCCGCUGGACUACCAGGCAUGUAGCUGUUUGGCUGAAGGAUGAAGGUUUUUUUGAGUAUGUGGACAUUUUAUGCAAUAAGCACCGACUUGAUGGAAUCACGUUGCUAACAUUGACUGAAUAUGAUCUCCGGUCACCUCCUCUGGAAAUCAAAGUCUUAGGGGAUAUUAAAAGGUUAAUGCUGUCAGUCCGAAAAUUGCAGAAAAUACACAUUGAUGUUUUAGAAGAGAUGGGAUACAACAGUGACAGCCCCAUGGGUUCCAUGACCCCUUUCUUCAGUGCUCUUCAAAGUGCAGAGUGGCUCUGUAAUGGAGAGCCUUCACAUGACUGUGAUGGACCCAUCACUGAUUUGAAUUCUGAUCAGUACCAGUACAUGAAUGGUAAAAACAAACAUUCUGUUCGAAGAUUGGACCCAGAGUACUGGAAGACCAUACUGAGUUGUAUAUAUGUUUUUAUAGUAUUUGGUUUCACAUCUUUCAUCAUGGUUAUAGUCCACGAGCGAGUACCUGACAUGCAGACCUACCCACCACUCCCAGAUAUAUUCUUAGACAGUUGGAUAACCACAGGAGCUGUGGAUUUAGUAAGGAAAGAGAGAUCAAUGGGAAAGAUAGAAGAAAACAAGAAUAUAAAACAAAGGAGUAAACAAAGGAGUAAAACAAAACAAAAACUCAAUUUACUGCCUCUAAAACAAAACCAAAUAUACUUAAAAAAUAAAAAAACAGGAGUCAAGUUCAAGCCUUCAUUACCUGAACCUGAAAUGAGCACAUCAUGCAAGAACGUUCCUAGAAUCCCAUGGGCUUUUGCCAUGACCGAAGUGUGUGGCAUGAUUCUGUGUUAUAUUUGGCUCCUGGUCCUCCUCCUUCAUAAGCACAGGUCAAUACUUCUUCGAAGGCUCUGCAGUCUGAUGGGUACUGUGUUCUUGCUUCGCUGCUUUACCAUGUUUGUGACCUCCCUCUCCGUGCCGGGCCAGCACCUGCAGUGCACCGGAAAGAUAUAUGGCAGUGUAUGGGAAAAACUGCACCGGGCCUUUGCCAUUUGGAGUGGCUUUGGUAUGACCCUAACUGGUGUUCACACCUGUGGAGAUUACAUGUUCAGUGGUCACACAGUCGUCUUAACUAUGCUGAAUUUCUUUGUCACUGAAUAUACACCAAGAAGCUGGAAUUUCUUGCAUACUUUAUCCUGGGUUCUCAACCUCUUUGGAAUCUUCUUCAUUUUGGCUGCCCAUGAACAUUAUUCCAUUGAUGUGUUUAUUGCCUUUUAUAUCACAACAAGACUCUUUUUGUACUACCAUACUCUAGCCAAUACCAGAGCUUAUCAGCAGAGUAGAAGAGCAAGAAUUUGGUUUCCCAUGUUUUCCUUUUUUGAAUGCAAUGUUAACGGUACAGUACCUAAUGAAUAUUGUUGGCCAUUUUCAAAACCAGCAAUAAUGAAAAGACUAAUUGGAUGAAGACUAUCUUUGUAAUGGGUUCAUGAUUUAAUAUACAGUAAUUGUUGAAAGUGAAUAACUUUGCUUUCUUCCCCCAGGUUGUUCCUGAAUGCCUUGCUUUUUUACUUACAUGUUGAAAAAGUAUAGUUCCCUGUUCUGAGCAAGGCUCUGAUUGUAGAAAGCAAGAAAGAACAAUCAAGAGUCCUUAUGUAUCUAUUUGAAUAGGAAGCUUAAAUAAAUGUUUUCUGUUCCUUGUCUUUAGACAGACUUAACAUGGUGAUUGAAGUUAGGCUGUUACCCUUACCUGUUAAGUAUUUGCUUAUUGAACUGAAGCAAUCAGCUUAAUUCACUGGUUGAAAGUUUUUUUUUCCCCAGUAGAACCCUAGUCAAGAAACAUUUUUGAAGCUCCUUAUGAUCUUCAACGGGUUCAAAAACCCCUACCAAGUGAGCAGUACUUGCUCUGGGAAUAUUAUAUCCCAAGAUACUAAUCUGUGUCCUUUUUUAAAAAUGCAACUCCAAAAAGUGAUCCAUUUUACUAACAAAUGAUUUUUGCUUUCUACCAUCUUUGAUAAAAGUGUACUAAACAUACUGGGAUGCCCGAAACAAAAAGAGAAUGUAAGGGGCCAUACGUGAGGUGACAAAAUACAAAUAGAGUGCUGGCAGUUUUCGCCAAAGAUCCAACAGAUGAUGCAGUUCUGAGUUUGUUCUGAGGGCUCAGUAUGACCUUCAGUAAGUAUUCCUGAGGGGGAAAUGGCCAAAUCCACACAAGUAAAAUUGGCUUAAUUUUAGUGAUAUAGGUACCUGGAGUAACUUUUUGCUAUACUUGUUAGAUGACAGUCCAGUUUUAUGCUUUUAAGGAUGUUAUUUAAUGAGCAAAACAGUGGAGUAUUUUACCAGGUGUUAGGUAAAGUUCUUAUGUCCUUAAGUAGGGAGGUAUGCAUGCAAAAAAUGCUGUUCUCUUUCUGAAAAAUUUAUAACUGGUUGCAGGCAUAAUAUAACUUUUUGGGUUUUUUUAACUUCUAAUUUUUGGCCAUCAAAAGUAAGCAGUCUCAGACAUAUUUGGAUAUGAAAAGGUUUUGGUUUUUAUUUUUAAGUACAAUUGUGUACAUAUAUUCUUUCUAUUUAGUCUUAAUUUGGUCACCAUUAAGUGAUAUGACUUAGUUGCUCUUCACAACACUAGAAAUGUAGUACCUUAAAUAAUUUGACCUCUGUCAUAACAUUUGACACUUUACUUCUAAUGAUUUUGUAUAGUAGUUUUCACAAUAGGAUGGUUAUGGAAUUGGAAUUUGAACUCCAAUUGAUUGAGCUUAGCCACUUGGAAUAUUAAUUGUGUAGUUAUUACAUUCCACUUUAACACAAGGGAUUAGAAAAGGUGCUGGCAUAAUUGAGGUCUAAAAUUAGGCCACGUAGCAAAAGCUGCUCCUUAUAUGGGUGAAAUAUUUUAUUUUUGCACUUUGAGUCAUAUUCCUCCCCCUCCUCUAUAAGCUACAGAAGAGCCUGAAUGGAUUGGGCAGGAAAGGAAUAUUAUGCAAACAAGUUUCAGCCAGUGCUGAAUACCCCCAAUUUGGGUCUGCUCUGAACAUUAUUUUUAUUUCUCACUUGAGAAAUGGCACAAGGCAAUUCAAGUUUUAUUAUGCUGUAAGUCUCAUACUUCAGAAUGUUAUAAUAUGAAUUGUUGAUUCUGUUGCAUACUAGGACAAAAAUGCCAACAUUCAUCUAAGAAAAUUGCAUAAUCAUGAAGAAUAAAGAAUAUUUCCUAUGCCAGUUAGAGUUGUUUUAACCUUUGAGAUAGAAAGAUGUGUAACUGCCAUUUUUUCUAAAUGUCAGAACAGUACCGAAUUUAUGUAGGGAAGGAUUGAUGUUGGCUUUUGGAAAAAUGUUGGAAAGCAAUCUGUGGCAACAUGAAUUCAAGAAUGUUAAAUGGCUACUUAAUGGUAAAUUUCCUAACAUCCAUCUUCUUUCCUUCAUAUGGAUUCUAUUCUAGAACAAAAUAGGAAAAAAAAAUUGCAGCUAACUUUACAGAGCUAAUGACAUUGCAAGUGCUUAACAGCAGACUACAAUGAGGAUUAUAAAAUAACUUUUCAGCCUUGCAUUUAUCAUGUCUGUUGUGAGGAAAAAGUAAGCUAGAUUUAUAAUUUAUUGUUAUAACUACUACAGGACAGUGUUUACAUAAAUUAAUCAUCUCCAAGUCUCUUUUUGGAAAACUUUGACACAAAUUCUUCUCUGUUUGUUUUUUUAAUAUGAAACCUAUAUUUUAGUUGCUUUUUGUUUUGUUCAGAAAUUUCCAGAUUCUGUCUUUGUAUUUUCUUUUCUUGUUAACAUCUAAAUCAUACAAAAGGUAGUAUUUACAUUUAGGGUGUGAAUGUGGCUAGUUAGAGAAGCUACAUGUUUUAGGUCUACAUAUUUUUUAACCUUGUCUGCAAUUGCACACUUGUGAGAGGCUUACAUCAUUAAAUACUGAGACCUCAGUAUAAAGGUACCAAGAAGGUUUUUGCUUUGGGGAUGCAAACUGGAGGUUAUAUUCAAAGUCCUCCAUACAUUUUUUAUUUUCCUGAGGGUAGCAUUGCCUUUCUCUCUCCCUCCCUCCCACUCUCCCUCCCUCUCUCUCUGUCUCUCUCUCUCUCCUCAGUCUCUCUUUCUCUCUCUCUCUCUCUCUCAGGGAGUAGGAGAUUUUGAAGAAGGCAAGUUUGUUGUUUCACCAAAUAUUUUUGGAGAAAACUUUUUUGACCAUGCUACAGAAUUGUCAACACAACUGUCUUCUCCACAGUUUUCUCUAGCCAGAAUUGCUAGGAUAAAACACAGCUUCCAUAUGCUGGAUUUGUUAGCAUCCUUUUAAGUCAGAGAGCAAUAAGCUUAGCCUUAGAACCAGUCAGUUAAGUGUGGACUGUUCAGAACAAAAGACCCAUUGACUGAGAGACCUGCUGAUAGUGACAUCUUUUUUUAAAAGUGUUAUUUGUAUAUUCAAAGUCAUAUUCAUAAUUCAUAACCUGCUUUGACUAUGUUCAGCAAAAGGCAAUUUCACCAUUGGUUUCAUAGUAAAUAUUUUUUAAGGAUUCUUGUUCCAAAAUGCUUGACAACAUUAACCAUAUUCUUGUUUUAAACUUCCUGAUCUAAUAAAGUUAAUCGAUAGUCUUUUUGUAGACUUAAGUUAUCCCUUACUAAAAGUAACUACAGUAAUAGUCAUUUGUCAGCUCUUUAAGAAUUCAGGCAGUUGAGUCAAGAAAGCUCUCUUUUAGAAUAGUCCGAUUGCUUUCUUAAAUAGUAUUGGUUUCAUUUAAAUAGUUUUCAAAGCCAACAAAGCACGUCCGUUUUAAUGUCAUCUUUACUUGGUGUUACUGUAGUAAGUCAGGCUGCUUCAGGUGACCAUUGCAAAAGGAAAGAGCUUGAGGGAUUUUUUCCUCACUCCUUUUGAGUGGCUUGAAAUGACUAAGAUUACUAUGGAAGUAGGUUUUGGUCCCCCUCUCACCAACCCCUCACCUUCAGAAAAUGCCCUAGUUUCAAUUAUCUAAAAUGUGGCCUAUUACUUUGCCUCAAAUUGAAUUAAAAAUUUGUGAAAUGUAUAAGCCAUAAUUCAGGUACCAGUAAAUUGGUUUUUAGAAUAUGUUCUACCCUAAAUUACCCAAAGGACUUUUUAUUCAGUGUACUUCAUGUUUAAGCAUAUAUAAGGAAGCUCUGUGCCUGAUGUUGGAGAAGGAAUAUUAUGUUAAUUUCAUUGUUAUUCUAGGGUUAUUUUGAUCUGAACUAUUGGAUUGUCUGAACCUAGCCAGGCAGUUACCAAUAAUGUCAUCUUAAGAAUGCUUAAUUUUAAUAAUUUUUUUUUUCAAAACCUUUGGGUUGUUAAGACGACUGAAGUAUUUCUGAGAGGGAACAAAGGAAGUAGAAACUGGUACUUAAUGGGGGAAGCAAAAUUAGCUUGGACUAAAGUGAGCAUGUUUUAAGAAUUCUACCUAAAUGUCACCCCGUCCACAGAGAAACUAGUAUUACUUGAAGAUGUGAAAGUUCCUGUGGUAGACAUACCUUGAAGCACAGUAUUGUAUAUAAGUAAAUAUCGUGAUUCUAACUUAAAUCCAGAUUUAACUAAUAUAUAUUAUUUUAUAUCUUUGUUGUAUUAAAAUGUUUAAAAACACUAAAAAUAAAACAUUUAAAAGUUG
Molecule: messenger RNA, 5841 nt
Organism: Manis pentadactyla (Chinese pangolin)
Lineage: Eukaryota; Metazoa; Chordata; Mammalia; Pholidota; Manidae
Gene: SAMD8
Product: sterile alpha motif domain containing 8
Exons: 7
Coding region: 50-1711 (553 amino acids)
Biological process (GO): ceramide biosynthetic process
Cellular component (GO): Golgi membrane; endoplasmic reticulum membrane
Molecular function (GO): protein binding; sphingomyelin synthase activity; ceramide cholinephosphotransferase activity
Source: RefSeq, a predicted model, not a curated record